This is a messenger RNA of Dermatophagoides farinae (American house dust mite), 4101 nucleotides long. RefSeq names its product major facilitator superfamily domain-containing protein 6. NCBI's taxonomy places the organism in Eukaryota, Metazoa, Arthropoda, Arachnida, Sarcoptiformes, Pyroglyphidae. The record is from RefSeq and is a predicted model, not a curated record. Gene Ontology annotation, cellular component: membrane.
UCUAUAUCCAAUUACGAUUUUAUCAUUGGAUCAAUCAAUAUAAUAAAAUCGAAAAUUCUCCGGUAGUACAAACCCUAUUUAGUUUUUUGAAAAAUUUAUACCAUAAUCGCUCAAUUCUAUUACAUUUCAUCGUGUUAUUGAUUAAAGUUUCGACACUGAAUUACAUUCGAAAAAAAUAACGCGCCGGUGCCAAUUCUGUGAAUUAUAUAUAAUUGAAUCAGCUCUAGUUCGAUAACAAAAUGAGAAGCUCAAAGGUUGACGCGAGUGUUCCAGCCGAUCGAUUUUUCAAAGGAGUCUGUGUUGAUGCGAUUGUGGCCGUCGGAAAUAAAAAGGCAUCAUCACUACUGGGUCACUUUCAUCAGGUGUAUAUGAAGCAUUUGUUUCCAACUUGAUAAAUCCAUUGUGAUAAUUCAAUCACAUCAAUAAUUGUAGCUUAUCAAUUCAUUUAAAAAUGAGCAGCCAAUUUCCUCGUGGACAGUAUGAGGAUCCAUCGACGAUUAUGGAUUCAUCAUUAUCUGGUCAAUGGACUUCAGCACAAGAGCAGCAAGCCUCAACAAGUAAUCCCGAACAAACUCAAACGAUCCUAAUUGAUAAUUCGGGUGGUGGUGCAACUGUAACUGUAGCUGCAAGUCGAAGACAGGGCGAAAGACUGCCACCAUUUUCAUUCAUCACUAACCCGACAAUAAAUCAAAUCUUGAUUCAAAUUAAUCCUGAUUUAUUCAUAUCUAAACUGUUUUACUUUUUCUUCUAUUCUGCAUUUGGAUCAUUAUUCCCAUUGAUGGCAGUUUAUUUCAAACAACUUGGCAUGAAUCCAAUACAAGCAGGAACAUUAGUCGGUAUAAGGCCAUUCGUGGAAUUCAUUGCAGCACCAUUUUGGUCUUCCAUAGCCGAUCGUUUUCAUAAAUCCAAAGUUAUACUGCUAUUCUCAUUAGGCUGUUGGAUCGUGUUCACUUUUGCGAUGGCUUUUAUUCGUCCACCUGCAUCGGCUUGUGUAAUAUUCAAUGAAACACAUCAUAUAUUAUAUACACCGUACAGUGAAACACCGGAAGAGGAGGUAUAUGACGAUGCCUCAUCAUUAUGGCCUACAACAGAAGAAAACAUUCCAAAUAGUUCGGUUAUAUCGAAUUCUAUUAAUGAAUUCGAUACAUUGGUUAGUUAUCAAAAUUUCCGCAUGAAAAGAGAUGUUUCUGAAAAUAUUAAACAUAAAUUACCACCAAACCAUGUCGUGGGAAAAUCUCCAUUGACCGUUGAAUAUACACUGAAUUAUAAUCAAGAGAAGCAUGUAACAUAUUUAUCACCUCCAUUCUCCACAGUAGUUUACAAGCUUGAAGAUGUGAAAGAAGUGUUUUUUCUUCUCUUGUUAUUGAUAGUCUUGUUAGAAUUUUUAAGUGCUCCAGCCAUUACAUUGGCCGAUAGUGCUACAUUGGACUAUUUGGGUGAAGAUACUGACAAAUAUGGUCAGCAGCGAAUGUAUGGAUCAUUUGGCUGGGGCAUCACCAUGUUGUUGGUAGGCAUGGCUUUAGAUAAUUCGACAAAAUUUAAAGAUCAUCCGUGUGGACCACAUAGUGGCGAGCGAAAUUAUGUCACUUGCUUUUCGAUUUUUGCUUUUCUAAUGUCAUGCACUUUAUUGAUAGCUACCAAAUUCAAAUUUGAAGAAUCACCCGAAUAUUCAAAUGAAAUUCAAUUGAAUUCAUAUGAAAAUGAGCCUGGUCCGAAACCAUGGCAAAAUACUGCUCCGGCUAUCAACAUACCAAAAGAGUUUCAAGACAAAAAACGAAAAGAAGAAUUCAUUGAUCGCUGGAAGAGCGCUGUAUUCGCACAACGAACCAGAACAUUGCCCAGUUGGGUUGCUGUAUUGCGAUCGAUGAACAAUUCGCGUAAAUUGGCUUUUUUAUUGGUCACUUGGUUGAUGGGAUUUGGUGUUGGAUUAGUUUUUACGUUUUUGUUCUGGCACCUACAAGAUCUUGGUGGAACCCCGACGCUUUAUGGUUAUGCUUCGGUGAUCAACCACAUAUCGGAAAUUGGGGCUUAUUUCUUCAGUAUUAAUUUAAUACAACGUUUUGGCCAUACUAAAGUGUUGUGCUUUGGUUUACUUUGUAAUACUUUUCGUUUCAUUUAUAUUUCUUGGCUCGAUAAUCCUUGGUGGGUUUUGCCUCUUGAACUUAUCCAAGGAGUUACUCAUGCAACAGUUUGGGCAGCUGCUUGCAGUUACAUGACACAAAAUACUGAACUUGAACUUCGUUCUUCUGCUCAAGGUGUAAUGCAAGGCAUUUAUCAAGGACUAGGAAGAGGAAGUGGUUCACUUCUCGGUGGUGUUAUUAUACAUCGUUUCGGUUCUAGAAUUACUUUUUUCCUCUAUGGUCUAAUUUGUGCCGCAUUUUUAGGAUUGUUUGUUCAUGUGAACUAUUACCGCAAAAAUCAAGGUUACAAAUUUGAGGAAGAAAUUACUGAAGAUCCAAUGAUCAUGAUCAAUGAUUCAAGUGCUUUAGCACCACACGGUGUACCCACUAAUCCGAUUGCUCGUUCGGUUUCACGACAAAAUGUUGACCAUCCCGAAAAUCAUCUCCAACAAUCACAACCGGCGAACAAUCGAAUGGCAACCAAUUUAAAUCCAAGCGAUAACGAUAAUGUUGCCUCCAACUCAUAUGAAACUUGGGACCCAAAUGCAGCUUGGAAUUGAUAGUUUGAUCUAUGAUUCAAUCUGAACGACCAAAAUGGACCAAUCGAUUAGUAUUCUUUUUCCUAUUAUGAAACACAAAAGUCAAAAUGUUUAUUAAGGUUGUGAAUUAAGUGACUUUGAGAUAAUUUUAUUUUCAUCCCCAUUCAUUGAUAAUAUAUCGUUGUCCAUCUAAACCAUAGCUUUCAUUACCAAUGAUAUUAAUCUUUGAACUCUCCCGUGAUUGGUAAUUUACUCUUGUUGUUUCAAACAAAACUAAUUUAAUCCAUUACUUUGAGAAAUAGUUAUGAUUAGAUGAUUGUUUUCAGGGUUUCUUUUUAUUUUCCGUUUCUGACCAAAGAUUUUAACGUCAAAAAAAUUUUGAACAAAUUUUGCAACCAAAACAUAUCUUUCUCUUUCAAAUUACUCUCUCUUUCUCUGAAUGAAUUGAAACAAAACUACAUGAUACUAUUGCAAAAAUUUGGUUGUGUUUGCCACAUCUUCACAUAACAGCCUCAUAUCAUUCAUCAUUCUAAUUACUUUUAAUAUUAUCAUCAAUAUAUAGAGGAUAAUUGUAAAUUUGUUUCGUCACCAAGAAAAAGCGCAAAAAAACAAAUUUUAUGCAUGAUUGAAUUUCAAUUUUAACUCGUUUGUUGCAUUGAUAUAUAAGAAUCAUAUUAUAAUCACUUGAAUUGGAGAAAUUAAUGUUUUUAUGAUAUUUUGGUUGCUUACAACAUUCAUUCAUUCAUUCACUCAUUCAUGUGGAUUCAUUGUUCAACAACAAACAAACGAAAAAUAUAUGGAUGAGGGGACGAUAAAAGUAAAAAACAAAGAAAAAAAAUAUUUUCAAAAUACAAUACACGUGUUAUGUAAUGUUUCACCUAGUUUUAUCUACGCCCAAAUGUGUGUAUAGAAUACAAUAGAGUUUUCAUUCUACAAAAAAGGUUUGCCAUGACUAAUUUUUUUUUUCGUUUUUCUUCUUACUGAAUCGAUUGAUCCAAAAUUGAUUUAAAUUGAAAUGACUGAACAUCGAAUACACUCACUCAAACAUAAUAUACACACGGAAAUGAACAUUAUUAUUGUCCAUAUGCUUUCAUUUAACAUAUAAUUCAUUCAUUACAUAUUAUGUAAUAACUCUUUCGAAAUCAAACAACACUAUUUGCAUUGUAUUGUUUCUUGUAUUGCUUUAUUCAUGUUUUUGUGUUUUCUUCUCUCUAUCUUUUUUUUUUUUUUUGUUCUUGGCCUAAACAAUAUAUGAACCAUAAUUAUCAAAUAAUAAAUAUCAAUAAAGAAAAAAAAAGUGUCAUGUCAUCCGUCUUUUUAUCCUACAUCCUAUUAUAUUCUAAGUCAUCGUUUUUGAUGAUGUGAUAGUUUAAAACUCAACACAACACAUCAUAUUUCUAACAUGUUGGCAAACAUGGAUCGAUUGUUUAAUAAAUAAUAAA